This is a messenger RNA of Thrips palmi, 2697 nucleotides long. RefSeq names its product probable ATP-dependent RNA helicase DDX43. Lineage: Eukaryota; Metazoa; Arthropoda; Insecta; Thysanoptera; Thripidae. Bases 166 to 2280 code for a protein of 704 amino acids. The transcript has 11 exons. Gene Ontology annotation, molecular function: RNA binding; RNA helicase activity; ATP binding. The record is from RefSeq and is a predicted model, not a curated record.
AAGCCAGCCGUGACUGACUUGCUUUUGCUUUCAUGAUGAUCCAAGCGGCCGGCGUGAGGGGAUUUUAAAACCAAGUCAGUUCUUGAGAAUUUCGGAGUCGGUGUUGAAGAGUACCUUUUAGUGUUCAUUGGUUAAUCGUGUGUCGCUGAACGCUUCAUUGGAGCCAUGAGUGACGAUUGGGAAGAAGACGAAUGGACUCCUCAAGAGACGUCCUCCAAGCAGCCUUCUGAGGGCGGUUGGCAAGAUUCCUUCAGUGGCAGGACACGAGGGGGCCGAGGGAGAGGCUCAAGGAAUGAUGGUGGAAACCGCAGCAAUUGGCGAGACAGAAAUGAGCAGAGUGGCUACAAUGAAAAUCGGGGUGCAGGAAGGGACCGUGGCGGAGAUGAAGGUGGUGAUACAACCACUAUCAAUGUUGAUUCACAGUACCUUGGGAGAAUCAUUGGAAAAGGUGGCUCAAAAAUCAGAGAGCUUGAGUCUGAGUCAGGGGCUCGUAUCAAGGUAAAUCGUGAUGAUGCCACAGUGGUCCUUUCUGGAUCAAGUGACUCACAACAAAGAGCAAAAGAAAUGAUUGAUGAGUUGAUGACUGAUAAUAGAAGAGGGGGAGGGGGUGGUUAUGGUGGAGGGAGAAAUGAUAGAAAUGAAAGAUUUGGUGGCCGAGGUGGCUACAAUAAUAGUGGGCCGGAUAUGUCUGCCAUAGAUGCUUUGGCAGAUGAGCCAGCUCCUGUGAUAGACUGGGACCUUGUAAAUGAGCAACACGCAGCAGCUAGGAGUAAACGCUUGGCAGCUCUACCGCCACUGAAGAAAGUGUUUUAUGAAGAGCUUCCAGAAGUUGCAAACAUGUCAGAAGAGGAAGUUGAAAUAUAUAGGUUGCAGAGCAAUAAUAUUCAAGUGGCCUAUGUGUUUAAGGACACAGGCAGAAAACCAAUUCCCAACCCUGUAAAGACCUUUGAGCAGGCAUUCCAUAACUACCCAGAUAUUCUUACAGAAAUUUACAAGCAAGGCUUUAAGUCGCCCUCUCCCAUUCAAUGUCAGGCCUGGCCUGUGCUCCUUGGAGGCCAAGAUCUGAUAGGAAUUUCACAGACUGGCUCUGGUAAGACAUUAGCAUUUCUGUUACCAGCUUUGAUUCAUAUUGAUAAUCAGGAAAUACCACGAUCAGAACGCGGCGGGCCUAAUUGCCUUGUUCUUGCUCCUACUAGGGAGUUAGCUUUACAGAUAGAAAAGGAAGUUAAUAAGUAUUCUUACCGAAACAUUAAAGCUGUGUGUGUGUAUGGAGGAGGAGACAGAAGGUCUCAAGUAUCAAAAGUAAAUAAAGGUGUUGAAAUUAUCAUUGCGACCCCAGGGAGAUUGAAUGAUCUCUGCGCAGCAAAUGUCAUUGAUGUUACAUCAAUUACUUAUCUUGUGUUGGAUGAAGCUGACCGAAUGUUAGACAUGGGCUUUGAGCCCCAAAUCAGAAAGACACUGAUUGACAUUCGUCCUGAUCGGCAAACUGUUAUGACUAGUGCUACCUGGCCAGAAGGAGUACGCCGUUUGGCCCAGUCAUACAUGAAUAACCCUAUCCAAGUAUUUAUUGGAACUUUAGAUUUAGCUGCUUGCCACUCAGUGACCCAAAUUAUUGAUAUAGUUGAUGAGGAAGAAAAAUGGGAGAAGCUUAUGUGCUUUUUUGAAGAAAUGCAAGGGGAUGACAAAGUCAUAGUCUUUGUCGGCAAGAAGACUCGGGCAGAUGAGCUAUCAGCAGAAAUGGCUCUGAAAGGAGUUAAUGUGCAGUCAAUACAUGGAGAUAGAGAACAAUCAGACAGGGAACAAGCUCUGGAGGACAUUAAAAGUGGCGAGGUUCGCAUUCUGAUUGCAACUGAUGUUGCCUCAAGAGGCAUUGAUAUUGGAGAUAUAACCCAUAUUAUUAAUUACGACUUCCCUCGUAACAUUGAGGAAUACGUGCACAGAGUGGGUCGUACUGGCCGUGCUGGCAAGACAGGGACUGCCAUUACAUUCUUCACUCGAAACGACUGGGGCAAUGCCAAAGACUUGAUUCCAAUCCUUGAAGAAGCUGGCCAGCACGUGCCAGACGAACUCGUCGCCAUGAUGGAGCGCUUCGAGGCGCGGAAGGCGAGGGAUGGUGACCGAAGGGGAGGUGGCUGGGGCGGCGGUCGCGGAGGCCGCAGGGACGACCGAGACGGAGGCGGCUUCGGAGGCGGUGGUCGCGGAGGCCGCGGCGGCCGCAGGGAUGACGGCGACGGCUGGGGAUUUGGCGGGGGCGGGGGCGGCCGCAGGAAUAAGUGGUGAUGAUCUUUCACUCGGACUGCUCUUUUACUAUAUCUUUUGUAGAUUUAUCCAAAGUACAAGUUGAGCCUUUGUAAUCAGUGUUUCUUUAUUUUCAGUAUUACUUACUGUAGUAAUGCCUAUAUUUUUAGGUGCUAUUGAAUCUCUUUUUUUGUAUCAACAAUCAAAAUUUUAUCUUGUGACAUGUAAUUUAUUGUUAUCUGCAUCUAGUCCCUAGGCGUUACAGGGAUGGGUGUUUGUGAUACCUUGCAUGUUGAAGUUGCAGGAGCCUUUUGUUAUGUUCGUUAUGGAACCUUAUAUGCUAACAUUGUUGCUUCAUUUGUUAUUUAUGUCUAUUAUGCAUACUUUAAUAAGUGAUAUGUUCCUACCAAGACUGUCAAAUGUGCCUUUGAUCAAAAUAUAUUAUUACUUUCUAUCAAA